Messenger RNA from Salvelinus sp. IW2-2015, 1665 nucleotides. Lineage: Eukaryota; Metazoa; Chordata; Actinopteri; Salmoniformes; Salmonidae. The record is from RefSeq and is a predicted model, not a curated record.
CGUUCCACUUCGUGGACAACUGAUGUACCACAACAAUCAUGGCGACGCUGUUUGUCUGCCUUCGGAUUCAGAAAACGGAGAGAGCCGAACCAUCUUCGUUCCUAGGAAAAUCUUGUAUGUAAACAAGAGUCUCAGCACAGUUUCCAAGAUGAUGCAGUGUUUCCACUUUAUAGUCGAGCCGGUCAAGAACAUCACAGCCAAGCUUAAGGAAUCUCGCAAGAGGGCGAAAAAUGAGAAGAGAGAGCCACUGGAAGAGAAUCAGCUGUUUAUAGUGGAGCUGGCUAGAGACCUCAAUCGAGUGUGCCAGAGGUCUGAGGUGCUGGGGAACAUCUGGAAACUAGAGGACAUCUGGCCCACUCCUCUUUGCAGGGCCUUCAUCCUGGAGUGGGCGUCUCUGCUGGAGAGCAAGGUAUGGKGAAGYCCCAUGCAGUCGGAUGGCUGGCCAGAGGAGAGCGAGUGGAGGGAGCAGGACCUGUUCAGUGAGAAUGAGAUGGAGAACGCUAAGAGGACCAUCAUCAACUGGACCAAGGACCUGAGAGCCCAACCUGAGCAAAGUGUGUGGCCUGGGGAGGCUGUGGCUCAAGUUCUGGAGGACCUCCAGGCUGCAUGGAGGAGUCGCKACAUGCCCAACCUCRUGACAGCCAUGGAACUGCUCAUGUGGGUCUUACUGACACAGGGCCUYGARAAGGAAGCCAUCCCUCAACAGUGGCUCAUAUGGAAGCAGAGGACUCAGAAGAUAGGUGCUGCCCGCUACAUUCCUCACUCAGUAUGGGACUGGAUCUCUAAUGCAGCAGUGGAGAUUUCCCUUGACCUGGACACGGCCAACCCUGACCUGCUGAUCUCCAACGACGAGAAGAAGAUGCGCUGCGGCUUCGAGAGAAAGYAUGUGCCAAACUACCACCAGCGCUUCGAUGGCUGGUGGUGCGCCACAGGGGUGGAGGGUUUCAACUCUGGCCGCCACUACUGGGAGGUGGAGGUGGGGGAGCGGGACUUUCGGCUGGGUGUGGCCAAGGAGUCAGCCCUGAGGAAGGGCUUCAAGUCCCUGAACACAGACACGGGCUACCUGACCCUGCGCCUYGAGAGGGGCACGGAGCUCAAGGCCCUGACUGUGCCCUUCACUGCCCUGCCGCCUGGUCUCAUCCCCCGCAAGGUGGCCGUCUACCUGGACUACGACCAGGGCCAGCUGUCCUUCUACGACGUAGACAGCCGCUCCCACAUCUACACCUACAAUGAGAGCUUCAACGAGAAGCUGUUCCCUCUGUUCGGCACGACGGAGUUCAUUAAGGACCUGGUGAUCAAGUCCCCUGGGAGCAAGGCCUAUUGCCUCUGUCCCACCCUGUGCCUGUGGGGCUGAACUUUCCCUCUUAACACCAUCCCUCCACCCUAUGGUUACCCUCUCAUCACUCCUAUAGAGUAAUCAGAACCUUCAUUACUGUAAAGAACUAGACCAUCAUGAUAUUGGAUAGCUAUGGGACCACUGAUGUUGCUGCUUCUAUGUGAUUCUUUCWGCCUCUUCCUUACUCGAGUUAUGCUAUGCACUCACAUGCUCUGUAUUUUCGUACAUUUGAAAGAAUACCGUAGUAUUAUUGUAAUCUAUUGUGAAAUAUUAAUCCUGCAAUAACAAUGRACUUUCRGUGAUGAAUAAAUAUACYAAYCUCAAAGGUU